AUGUCGCGACGCGGAAACGAGGGAGUCAUGGACUUCGAGUACCAGAACAAAACCGGACCGCUCGAUGCGCGCUCGCCUUUUGCACAGCUCAGCCAGAAUGCACAACGGAAUCACAUGAUGGGCACACCGGGAGGAAGAAGAGCGAUGGACUCGCCGCAGAAACCAAUGCCCAGCCAUCAAUCCUCGCCAAACAAACCCUUGCCACCUCGACCAGCCGCCUUCGAUGAUGCUACCUGGAUGACUCCGCGCAAAUCCAACAACGAUGUCAACGACUCGAGUGGAGGGGAAACGCCCAAGAGCCCCGAACACACCGACAAUGACAACACACCCGACACCAUGGGCCGCAGCUUACGGAGUAACAUCAUGGGCAAGAGCAAGACGACAUAUGACGGCGUGGAUCUGAGCACAUUGGCGGGUGCAGAGCGCGAAAGAGGCAGCCCGACCAAGGAGAAGAGCAGACCCGAUGCGGCGCGCCGAGACAGUUGGCUUGUUGGUAAAAUCAAGAAGAUCUACAACAGUCCCGGCCGAGGCGAGAUCCCACGAGGAGACUACUCCCACGCGAAAGAGAUGAGGGUGAAGAAGCCCCGCGAUCUUGCGCGACAGCGGUCCAAGCGGCGACGGCAUAGUGUGUCGGAGUCUGAGGAGGAUACGAAGCUGGCAACGCGCAGGAGCCCACGCAAGGCGAGCAGUCAGAACAAGCACGAUUCGCAAGAGCCGGCGGUGGAGAAGUCGUCGCGCAUAUCGGACUUCUUCACCUUCAUCGGCCAACACCCGACAGUGCCCGCCAUCCUCUCGUACUACGCACAACUCGCAUUCAACGUCUUCCUCCUCGCCGGCUGCGCAUAUGUCAUCUAUUGCUUUUGGGCAGCAGUACAAGGCGACGUCGACAAGAAGUCUCAUGAAGCGAUGAUCGAUAUUAUGGCGGAAAUGGCGGUAUGCGCGAAGAACUACAACGACAACAACUGCGACCCUGCCAAACGAGUACCAGCUCUGGAUACCGUCUGCGAGAACUGGAAAAAGUGCAUGAACCAGGACCCCAGCAAAGUCGGUCGAGCCAGGGUAUCCGCACACACCUUUGCAGAGAUCUUCAACUCCUUCGUCGAGCCCAUCAGCUGGAAGGCCAUGAUCUUCUCCGCAUUGCUAGUGUUUAUGGGCUUCGCGACUACGAAUUUGGCCUUUGGCUUCUUCAGGGACAAGGCGGCGCAACAUCACUACCCGCCACCCAGCUACUAUCAACAGCCGCCACCACCGACCCCUCAGCGAGGCUUCAGUGGUGAGCAGUCGUACUAUGGAACUCCUUGGCACCCAAUGCAUGGGCUGGAACCUGCGCCGAGUCAAGGGUAUGGACGGAUUGAGGGACGUGGGAGUCCGGUGGAGAGGAUAGACCUUCGGGGUUGA
Fulvia fulva is the source of this 1398-nucleotide messenger RNA. RefSeq names its product Nucleus export protein brr6. Bases 1 to 1398 code for a protein of 465 amino acids. The transcript has 2 exons. The record is from RefSeq and is a predicted model, not a curated record. Gene Ontology annotation, cellular component: nuclear envelope; nuclear membrane. Gene Ontology annotation, biological process: lipid homeostasis; nuclear envelope organization. NCBI's taxonomy places the organism in Eukaryota, Fungi, Ascomycota, Dothideomycetes, Mycosphaerellales, Mycosphaerellaceae.